Molecule: messenger RNA, 2040 nt
Organism: Limanda limanda (common dab)
Lineage: Eukaryota; Metazoa; Chordata; Actinopteri; Pleuronectiformes; Pleuronectidae
Gene: col9a1b
Product: collagen, type IX, alpha 1b
Exons: 32
Coding region: 1-2040 (679 amino acids)
Source: RefSeq, a predicted model, not a curated record
AUGGCUCGGGCCCCUAGCGUCAGAGGGCCACUGCUGGUGCUGCUCCUGCAGCUUGUCCUUAUUUGCUCCGCUCAAAGGACCGAAGGACCUGUUGGCCCUCCUGGACCUGCAGGUGUCCCAGGAAUUGAUGGUAUUGCUGGGGAAAGAGGAAAGGACGGCGAGGAUGGGCUCCCGGGCCCUGAUGGUGAUUCAGGUAAACCCGGCUCCUCGGGAUUACCUGGAAUUCCUGGAAAUGAUGGUCUGACCGGCCCGUUUGGAGAUGCAGGACCCGACGGUCCCUUCGGACAGAAAGGUGAACCUGGACAAUCUGGACCCCGAGGGGCAACUGGUGUUGGGCCAGAUGGACCCCCCGGACCACCUGGACCUGGAGGACUUCUGGGUGAAUUGGGAAAAGUGGGACCACCUGGUUCCAUGGGUGUGAGAGGACCAAGGGGACCUAAUGGACCAACAGGGCCCAGAGGAGCAUCUGGAAUGCUUGGCAGUGCCGAACUGUGUGGAGACGCGUGUCCACCUGGGACUCCUGGACAUCCCGGCCUUCCUGGCAUGAAGGGUCACAAGGGUGUGAAAGGUGAAGGAGGAGAACCCGGGAAACAAGGGCACAAGGGUGAGGAGGGUGACCAGGGAGGUCAAGGAGAGGUCGGAUCCCAAGGAACAACGGGCUCCCAGGGAAACCGUGGAGCCAUGGGAAUGAUGGGCCCCAAGGGAGAGAUGGGAGCUCGAGGUCAUGAUGGAGACAUAGGUCCUCAGGGGGUCAUGGGGGCAACUGGGGAUCGAGGACAGAGAGGUGUGAUGGGCGAGCUCGGGCCUAAAGGGGAAACGGGCGCUCUGGGGCCAAGAGGAAUCACAGGCGUGCCAGGUCCCAAGGGAGAGUCUGGUUUACCAGGUGUGGAUGGUCGCGAGGGUAUUCCUGGGAUGCCGGGAGCGAAGGGAGGCGUGGGGAAGGCUGGUGUUCCUGGAGAGGUUGGACUACAGGGGUUUCCUGGUAUGCCUGGUGCUCCUGGACCAAAAGGCUUGGGUGGCCCCAAGGGAGACUUCGGUCAGUCAGGCGUCCCUGGAACAUUGGGACCUGCUGGCAAAACAGGUGAACGUGGAGAACAAGGCGAGGUGGGACCUAUUGGACCCAUCGGUAAUGCUGGAGACAUAGGAGGAAAAGGCCCUGAAGGUUCAUCUGGGAAGCCAGGUGCCAGGGGACCCAAAGGUGACCCUGGCCUCCCCGGUCUCCCUGGUCCUUCUGGUCUUCCUGGUGUGAAAGGAGAGAGGGGGGAUCGUGGAGAAGGUGGACCCAAAGGAGAUCAGGGAACACAAGGUGAUGAGGGAAACCCUGGAGACAAAGGAGAACUUGGUGAAUCAGGAGAAUCUGGAGCUAAAGGAGAGGGUGGAAACCCUGGCGAGUCUGGCAGGAGAGGUCCCGAGGGAAGUCGAGGUCAGCCUGGCAUUGAAGGGCCUCCCGGCACACCCGGACCCCGGGGCAUGCAGGGAAACAGGGGCCAAACUGGAAUCAGGGGAUCUCAGGGGCCUGCGGGUAAAGAGCCAAGUGAUCAGCACAUCAGACAAGUUUGCAUGCGAGUCAUGCAAGAACAGCUGGCCCAGUUAGCAGCUAGCUUGAGGAGGCCAGAGUCUGGAGCAGCUGGUUUACCUGGAAAACCCGGACCUCCAGGGUCUCAAGGGCCUCCUGGAGACAAUGGCUUCCCUGGGCAUGGUGGAGCAAGAGGCCUUCCCGGACUCAAGGGGCCACAAGGAGCCCUGGGAAAUAAAGGACCUAAAGGUGAACUGGGAGACAGAGGCUCCAGAGGGCCGACUACACGAGGACCCAAAGGUCAGCCAGGAGCUCCUGGACUUCCUGGUAAAGCAGGCAAACCAGGCUACGGUCAGGAGGGUCGGGACGGGCAGAGGGGACCUCCCGGCACUCAUGGUCAGCACGGUGUGCCCGGGCCUCCUGGCUCAGCCGGCCCUAAUGGUUACUGCGACCCGUCGGCCUGUAACCUCCAGGCGGGGGCCGCCCACCAGUCGCUGGAUGUGAAGGGACCCGCAGGGAACUGA